Aspergillus pseudoviridinutans is the source of this 3846-nucleotide messenger RNA. RefSeq names its product 5-oxoprolinase. Gene Ontology annotation, biological process: glutathione metabolic process. The transcript is spliced from 2 exons. The record is from RefSeq and is a predicted model, not a curated record. Gene Ontology annotation, molecular function: 5-oxoprolinase (ATP-hydrolyzing) activity. Lineage: Eukaryota; Fungi; Ascomycota; Eurotiomycetes; Eurotiales; Aspergillaceae. Gene Ontology annotation, cellular component: cytosol. The coding region runs from base 1 to 3846 and encodes 1281 amino acids.
AUGGAGGAAGAACCAGGGAAGAUCACUAUUUCCAUCGACCGCGGUGGUACUUUCACCGAUGUCCAUGCCAUCGUACCUGGUCGUCCAGAUAUCAUUCUCAAGCUGCUCUCUGUUGAUCCCGGUCACUAUGAGGAUGCCCCCACGGAAGGUGUCCGUCAGAUCCUCGAGCUCGUAACUGGCGAGCCUCACCCUCGAGGACAGCCAUUGAAGCUAGACCGCAUCGGCAGUUUGCGGAUGGGGACGACAGUUGCUACAAAUGCCUUGCUCGAAAGGAAAGGUGCGCGAUCCGUGCUCUUCACAACGAAAGGCUUCCGAGAUCUCCUGAAGAUUGGCGAUCAAUCGCGUCCCCACAUCUUUGACUUGACAAUGGCCAGGCCUGGUGUCUUGCCUGAAGGCGUGGUGGAGGUUAAUGAGCGUGUUGUGCCCUGCCAUCCGUCUGCUGACAAGGACUGCUUCCCUGGCGCCCGCAUUGUCGAGGGUGUGACCGGCGAGAAGUUUCGCGUGGUCCAGGAGCUGGAUCUUGAUGCUGUUCGAGUAGAGCUUCAGAGACUGAAGGAGCGAGGGUAUCAGUCAUUGUCCGUGGCGCUUGUACAUUCGUACGCAUAUCCAGAGCAUGAGCGCCUGAUCGGCGAGCUGGCUGAGAGCAUGGGUUUCUCCGUCACACUGUCGUCCAAGUUACAACCCAUGAUCAAGGUCGUGCCUCGAGGGAUGUCGGCCGCAGCCGAUGCGUACCUCACCCCAGUGAUCAAGACGUACAUUGAUUCCAUCUCUGCCGCCUUCGAAGGGGGUCUGGAAAAGCAGCGAGAAUGUCGAUUCGAAUUUAUGCAAUCUGACGGUGGCCUGGUUGACUUUCGCCGAUUCAGCGGGCUGAAGGCGAUUUUGUCUGGCCCGGCUGCUGGUGUGGUCGGUUUCGCAGCCACCAGCUAUGAUCCCACCGAGAAGAUUCCCGUCAUUGGUUUCGACAUGGGCGGUACAUCUACAGACGUUUCACGCUUUGCCGGCCAUCUGGAGCAUGUUUUCGGAUCCAAGGUUGCUGGCGUUCUCAUCCAAUCCCCUCAACUCGACAUCAACACCGUGGCAGCCGGUGGAGGCUCCAUCCUCACCUGGCGCAACGGUCUGUUCUACGUCGGUCCCGAAUCUGCGUCGGCCCACCCUGGCCCGGCUUGUUAUCGCAAGGGCGGUCCUCUGACCGUGACGGACGCCAAUCUGUUCCUGGGUCGCCUGCUGCCGGAAUACUUCCCACACAUCUUUGGUCCGAACGAGGACCAGCCACUUGAUCUGGAAGCCACUACGAAGCUAUUCAAUGAACUCACGGACAAGAUCAACACCGAAAGGAGAGAAAAGGGCCAGCCAGAGUACACGCCGGAAGAGAUCGCCUUGGGUUUCUUGAAGGUGGCGGAUGAGUCCAUGGCUCGCCCUAUUCGCAAUCUGACCGAGGCUCGCGGAUAUGAAACUGCUUCCCAUCAUCUGGCUUGCUUUGGCGGUGCCGGUGGCCAGCACGCCUGCUCCGUUGCCGCAUCCCUUGGAAUCUCCCGCAUCAUCAUCCACAAAUACUCCUCCGUCCUGUCCGCUUACGGUCUGGCCUUGGCUGAAGUCGUCAAGGAGUCUCAGGAGCCGGUCUCUGCUGACUACCACGCCUCGCAGUCGACGCUGCAGAAACGAUUUGACGCCAUGACCAAAGCUGCUACCGAGGAGAUGACGACACAAGGCUUCCGUGCUGAUCAGGUCCAUCAUGAACUGUACCUCAACAUGCGAUAUGAAGGAUCGGACACCAGCCUGAUGAUCUUGAAGCCGCAGGAGGACUCUGGUUUCCUGGACCAAUUCCGAGAGCGUCAUCGCAGAGAAUUCGGUUUCAACUCGGAGCGACCAGUUCUCGUUGAUGACAUCCGUGUGCGUACGACUGCCUCUUCCAAAGUGCGGACGGAAAAGAGCCCACUCGUCCAGCUGAAGGAGGCGUCUUUGAAAGACGUCAGUGGCCCGCCUGAUAAUGUCACCAAGGCGUACUUUGAUGGCCACUCUAGCCGUAUCGACACGCCAGUGUAUCUGCUCGAUAAGCUCGAGAAGAGCACUCGUGUACAUGGACCUGCCGUCAUCAUCGACAAGACACAGACCAUUGUUGUCGUACCCAGCGCUGUUGCAAGCAUUCUGGAGACAUGCGUCGUAAUUGACCUCAAGGAUACCAAGACUGAUGCGUCUGCCGCCAACGAUGAGUCAUCCGACAUUGAUCCCAUCCGACUGAGCAUCUUCGGUCAUCGUUUCAUGUCCAUCGCCGAGCAGAUGGGCCGGACGCUCCAGAAGACCUCGGUAUCGACCAACAUCAAGGAGCGUCUGGACUUUUCCUGCGCUCUGUUCUCUCCUGAUGGAGGGCUGGUCGCCAAUGCUCCUCAUGUCCCUGUUCACCUGGGCUCUAUGCAGUUUGCUGUCCGGUACCAGCACCAGAAGUGGUUGGGAAAUCUGAAAGACGGCGACGUCCUUGUCGCUAACCACCCCAGCUGUGGCGGAACUCACUUGCCAGACAUCACGGUUAUUACACCCGUCUUUGACCGCCCCGGUGGCACCGAGAUCAUGUUCUACGUUGCGUCUCGCGGGCAUCACGCGGACAUUGGAGGCAUCCUUCCUGGAUCGAUGCCUCCCAAAUCCACCGAGUUGUGGCAAGAAGGAGCAGCUAUCGAGGGCGACAAGAUCGUCAGCAACGGCGUCUUCGACGAGAAACGCAUCAUGGAACUUCUGGUUGACGGACCCGCUCAGUACGAAGGAUGCUCGGGCGCGCGAUGCGUCAGCGACAACAUCUCGGAUCUGAAAGCACAGAUUGCCGCCAACGCGCGCGGUAUCUCUCUGAUCCAGGCUCUUUUCGCCGAGUAUGGCGUCGAGACCGUUCAGAAGUACAUGUACGCCAUCCAGCACACAGCUGAGCGGGCCGUCCGCGACCUCCUCAAGGGGCUCCACAAGAAGUUCGGCGGCCAACCCCUGGAAGCAGUCGACUACAUGGACGACGGCACCCCGAUCAAGCUGAAGGUCACCAUCGAUGGCUCAGACGGCUCGGCCGUGUUCGACUUCGAGGGCACCGGCCCGGAGGUCUACGGCGGCUGGAACGCCCCGAUCGCCAUCACCCACUCGGCCAUUAUUUAUUGCCUGCGCUGCAUGAUCAACGCCGACGUGCCACUCAACCAAGGCUGUCUGGCCCCAAUUGACAUCCACGUCCCAUCGCCCAGCAUCCUCUCCCCAACCAAGACCGCCGCCGUCGUUGGCGGCAACGUCGUCACCUCGCAGCGCAUCACCGACGUCGUGCUCAAGGCGUUCCGCGCCUGCGCUGCCUCACAGGGCUGCUGCAACAACCUCACAUUCGGCAACAAUGCGCGCACCGACCCGACCACGGGCGAGACACUCCCGGGCUUCGGGUACUACGAGACCAUCGCGGGAGGCAGCGGCGCGGGGCCAACCUGGGACGGUGAGUCCGGAGUACACGUGCACAUGACCAACACGCGGAUCACGGACCCGGAGAUCCUGGAGAAGCGGUACCCGACGCUGCUGAGGCAGUUCAGCUUGCGUCCCGGAUCGGGCGGCAAGGGUCUGCAUCCCGGUGGGGACGGCGUGAUUCGCGAGAUCGAGUUCCUUGCGCCGAUGCAGUGCUCUAUCCUCUCGGAGCGACGGGUGCAUCGUCCGUACGGUCUGGAGGGCGGCGAGGAUGCGCAGCCGGGAUUGAAUCUGUGGGUUACCAUGGAUAAGGAGACGGGGGUGGAACGCAAGGUGAAUGUUGGCGGGAAGAAUACUGUGUCUGUAGGCACCCAUGACCGAUUUGUAAUUAUGACUGCUGGCGGUGGUGGAUGGGGUGCUGCAUCUGCAUGA